AUGGCAAACGUAACUGGACGCGCUCUUCACUAUGUUUUUAAGAUCGGAGAUCGUGCCAAGAACAUAUUUUUCUUUCGCACCAUACUGGGCAUGCAAGUGCUGAGACAUGAGGAGUUCAAAGAGGGCUGCGAGGCCCAAUGCAAUGGCCCCUAUGACAAUCGCUGGAGCAAAACCAUGAUGGGCUAUGGCCCCGAGAGCGCUCAUUUUGUAGUGGAGCUGACCUACAAUUACGGUGUUAAAUCCUAUGAGCUGGGCAACGAUUUCGGUGGCUUAACAAUACAUUCCAAUGAAAUUUUGAAGCGCGCUGCUGAACAUUCAUAUCCCACACAAAAACAAGAUGAGCGCAGUGUGUUGACCUCGCCGGAUGGCUAUAAGGUUUAUGUGGUGAAUUCAAAGCCAGCGGCUGGCACAGAUCCAGUUAAGCAGGUGGAGCUGCAUGUCAGCGACCUGGCUGCAUCGCGUAAGUACUGGCAUGAGCUGCUCAAAAUGAAACUGUUGGAGCAGACCGAACAAUCGGUGCUGCUUAGCUAUGGCAAUAAUCAGGCUGCGCUGCGUCUGCUCAAGCUGCAGGGCAAGGUGGAUCGUGCUCAGGCCUAUGGACGCAUUGCAUUUGCUGUGCCCGCGGCUGAGCAGCCACAAAUACAAGCAGCUGUGGAGGCCAGCAAGGGAGUCAUAUUGAAGCCGCUUAUAAAGCUGGAUACGCCUGGCAAGGCAUCAGUUACAGUGGUUAUAUUGGCGGAUCCAGAUGGUCAUGAGAUCUGUUUUGUGGAUGAGGAGGGCUUUGGUGAACUAUCGCAAUUCGAGGCGGAGGGCGAAGCGCAGCUGGAUAAGUUUAUUCGCAAGGAUCCGUUCCAGGAUAAAUAGCAAUAAGCUAUGUUUUAUAUAUGUUUUUUAUGUCGUACUUAAGCGGAAGGCUUCUUAAAAAUCUUCGACGUGAACUGUAAAUUUGUUUAAAAGUCCAAGUGAAUUUAAUUCUGAAUCGAGUAACACAUUAAAAAUUGUUUGAGAAUAUAAUGCAUGCCCUAUAUUGUUAGAGGAAUAUUUUACAAUACAUGGCUUGAAUU
Molecule: messenger RNA, 1064 nt
Organism: Drosophila busckii
Lineage: Eukaryota; Metazoa; Arthropoda; Insecta; Diptera; Drosophilidae
Product: glyoxalase domain-containing protein 4
Exons: 4
Coding region: 1-864 (287 amino acids)
Source: RefSeq, a predicted model, not a curated record